Messenger RNA from Aplysia californica (California sea hare), 922 nucleotides. Its product is annotated as cathepsin L1. Lineage: Eukaryota; Metazoa; Mollusca; Gastropoda; Aplysiida; Aplysiidae. Gene Ontology annotation, cellular component: lysosome. The record is from RefSeq and is a predicted model, not a curated record. Gene Ontology annotation, molecular function: cysteine-type endopeptidase activity.
GAUGAUCAAGCUCGCAGUUUUUGCCCUCGCUUUUGCCGUGGCUUCUGCCCACACAGACGCCAACUGGCUUAUCUUCAAAGCCAAGCAUAACAAGAGCUACAGUGGAGAAGAUGACGUCAUCCGUCGCUUCGUGUGGCAGUCCAACCUGAAAAAGAUUGAGGAACACAAUGAACUGUAUGCCCGAGGAAUCAAGAGCUACUACCUGGCAGAGAACAAAUACUCUGAUAUGACCAACGAUGAGUUCAACAGGAUAAUGAACGGCAUGAACGUACACAAGGAGCCAGGCAAAUACGUGAGUGGCCAGUACAAGGCUUACCUGCCCGCCUCCGUGGACUGGAGGAAAAAAGGAUACGUCACACCGGUCAAAGACCAGGGACAGUGUGGAUCAUGCUGGGCUUUCUCCACCACUGGCAGUCUUGAGGGUCAACAUUUCAAGUCCUCCGGAAAACUGGUCAGCCUCUCCGAGUCCAACCUGGUCGACUGUUCACAGAAAUGGGGAAACCAUGGCUGUAAUGGCGGUCUCAUGGACCAAGGAUUCCAGUACGUAAUUGACAACAAAGGUAUUGACACUGAAACGAGCUACCCAUACAAGCCAGAAGACCGUCCCUGCAGCUUCAAGCGGGCAGAUGUCGGAGCCAAAGAGAAAGCCUUCCAAGACGUGACAAGCGGUAGUGAGGAUGCCCUGCAAAAAGCUGUUGCCGAUCUGGAACACUUCAUGGGGCAUGGACGGUUACAUUCUGAUGAGCAGGAACAAGGACAACCAGUGCGGUAUUGCUACCAUGGCCAGCUAUCCCACCAACGUCAACUAAUAUUAUGUUAUUUUGUCACAAUAACUGUGUGUCUUAUUUGUCCAUGGUGCAAUAAUAUUAUAUUUGUAUGAGUUCGAUAUACUUUUUUCUAAUAAAAAUCAAUUAUGUCUUAA